Paramacrobiotus metropolitanus is the source of this 2509-nucleotide messenger RNA. RefSeq names its product tetratricopeptide repeat protein 17-like. The transcript is spliced from 15 exons. Gene Ontology annotation, molecular function: protein binding. Gene Ontology annotation, cellular component: cytoplasm; actin cytoskeleton. Bases 224 to 2509 code for a protein of 761 amino acids. NCBI's taxonomy places the organism in Eukaryota, Metazoa, Tardigrada, Eutardigrada, Parachela, Macrobiotidae. Gene Ontology annotation, biological process: actin filament polymerization. The record is from RefSeq and is a predicted model, not a curated record.
AAGCGCAGGGCCGCAGGAUGUGUUAUUGAGGGCAGUCGGAAGCACGCACCUUGGAAUGCUAGAGAUUUAGCAACUCCAAAAUUUGCAAACUGCAUCCCAUCAGGGUGUUUGCGUUCGUCUGCACUGUUUAUGGUUUUCGAAUGCUGCCGAAGCCAUUCCAAAACCAUAAUAACAACGGCUUCACAAACAGAAAGUGUGUCGUUUAUAUAUUUUGUUCUGCGCGAUGAGCGAAUUCUGCGCAGUCAUGCGGAGUGUUCCCCUUCUUCCGCGCCUUUUGGUUUUCUGUGUAAUUUUUCUUGACAAUCAGCAAGUGAAUCCUGCUACGGAAUUAUUUUUGAGCAGUGAGGAUGGGCGAAUACACGUGGAGAUGGACUCUUUGUUCGCCGUGCGGAAUCCUGCCGAUGUCUUCGCCUUCCUAGACCAAGAACAAAGCAUUACCGAAAUGCAGGAGCUGGAAGAAGCUUUGGGCAAAAUGCGCAGUCGUCUGGAUGAGCUGAUGAACCGCGACGACGACGAUGUGGAUAUUGAGAAAGUGAUACUGAGAAACGAACCUGACUGUAUGCGCGCUGGUGAUUUGUACAAGAAACUCAACUUGUUCGAAAGCGUUGUGCUUUCGUUGGAAGCAAAAGGGUUCAAAACGGAGGAAUUCAUUACAACUUCUAGAACCAAAAUUUCUCGUUCAGCGGCUGUACCUGACUGUGCACAAUCUGUCAACGGAGACAGCACCGUUGGACUGCUCGGACAGUUGAAAGGUUACCAAAAGGGGCGGGGUCUGCAAGUAGCUCCCGAAGGGGACAUCAUUCGUGAAGUGACGGCUGGUUUAACUCCCGUGGAAUACGGAACAAGUGUCUCCCAAGCUAUGAAGAAAAAUAAUACUUCGUGGAUUUUAUUCAACAUGGCAACAUUUUAUUAUCGGAUUGUCGGUGAUGCCAAUACUGCUAUGGAAUGUGCACGGCGAGCUUUGCACUUUUCACCUCGAGAACAUAGGGAUAUUGCGCUAUUAAAUAUGGCUUCUCUAUUAUUUCGCGGUGAUUAUCCCCGAGAUGCAUUGGCGAUGGCUAGCAUGGCGCUAGAUAUGAGCGGAGAGACCUCUGCGGGUUACACACUUUUGGGAUUUAUGUUAGCGUCUCUUUCGAAGUUCGAAGAAGCCGUGGAGGCAUUUGGGAAAGCCAUCCGGCUUAGCAAACGAAAGAAUAAACUUCGGGAUUAUCAGUUUGCUAUCAAGUGCCAUGCUAAGGUGCAUAAAGGAUUGUCGGAUCAGCACAAAGGACUGCGGGAUGUUAUCCGUCAGUUUGAAAAAAUUGGAGAAACGACUAGAAAGAUUGAGUAUUUGAUGUCAUCCAUACACGAUGCCAAGCGACCGUCGGCUGGAGGCCUUCUUGGUGACUACGAAAAUGGGAAAGGGUACAGUCACACAUUCCAAGCGGACGGUUCAUAUGUGAUUACCGAUCUGAUCUCUCCGAUAGAGCCUCCUCGAUGGCUCAGUUCUGUGGAUCUUAGUGAUCCGUCAGACCCAAUCAAGUUUGGACAGGUCUUUAUUCCCGAAACCGAUUAUCAUUUUUUUGCGACGGAUUGGCCCACAAGUGAAGAGUGCGCUCUUCAUGUAGCAAAAGAAAGGUUAAAUUUUAAAACUGAAAGUGUGCUUAUCCUACUGGAACAUAAAGGUUUCCCAUUUUGGUCUGUUGUGGGUCCGCUGCAUUUGCCUGGCCACGGAUUCCCGUUGCCAUAUUGUGAGCCGUAUAGUGCACCUCAGAUUUCUGAAUUAGCAGCAGCGAUGGAUGAGGCGUUCGACAGCGAUGAUUCUGUACGUUACCUGGAUCACGGAAUGAUCAAGGUCAUCUCUGAUUACUUAGCGGAAUGUGAACGGCUGGAAGUUUUUGGGCGCAAGAUGUCGAUGGCGUUUAUUUUGGGAAUUUUGCCAUCUUGGAUGUACUAUAAUAUGGCCGCGGUUUACUGGAGGGCAAUUGGGGCCACAAUACGAGCAGCGGAAUGUUUGAAGCGUGCAUAUGCUGAUGUGCCUCCAAAAUUCAAAGAUGUGGUGCUGAUAAACAUGGCCACUUUCUUCAGUUUCGUUAAUGAAACAGAGAUGUCCUUGGCGAUGGUUAAGGAAGCAGUAGAGGUUACGGCUCUGGAGCCGGCUACAUUGUUUACGAUGGGAAAUGUUCUCGGAGCUCAUGGUUUCCUCAGUUUGGCUGUGAAAAACUAUCGUCUGACCCUCACGCAGGAUGUCUCGUUCUACCCUGCACUGGAAGCGUUACGGAAAACUCGGUGCGCCCAGAUAGCCAUGGGUGCAACUGAAAAGUCUUUCUCGGCUGAUAAAGUCCUGGAAAGUCUAGGCAAUGGUGUGAUUGAGAUUGGCAUUUUUGAUACUAGCACUGGCUUGCAAAUUGUAAGUAAGCGCACAACGUCUGAUAAUUCCGCUAAAGGCGAAUCUUCUGAUUUCAGCCAGAAACUUCACAACCUGAUUAACGAUCUGAAGAAGCCGAAAAAAAUAAAUAAAGCGAAAUAA